This is a messenger RNA of Protopterus annectens (West African lungfish), 566 nucleotides long. RefSeq names its product S100 calcium binding protein Z (gene S100Z). NCBI's taxonomy places the organism in Eukaryota, Metazoa, Chordata, Ceratodontiformes, Protopteridae. The record is from RefSeq and is a predicted model, not a curated record. Bases 116 to 427 code for a protein of 103 amino acids. Gene Ontology annotation, cellular component: cytoplasm. The transcript is spliced from 3 exons. Gene Ontology annotation, molecular function: calcium ion binding.
GCGGAGCCUUAAGUUUAUAAGGACGCGCCCUGGCUCAGGUACCACUUGUGUUGUACCUGUCUUCAAUGCUUUCUUACUUUUUUAGUUCCAACUAUUAACUUUUAACUUUUCCACAAUGCCUACCAAGUUGGAGAGCUGCAUGGACUGCUUAAUCAAGAUUUUCCAUCAUUACUCCGGAAAAGAAGGUGAUAAAUACAAACUGAACAAAGGGGAGCUCAAGUUACUUCUUCAGUGUGAACUCACAGACUUUUUAGCGUCUCAGAAGGACCCACGGCUGGUUGAAAAGAUAAUGGAAGACCUGGACAACAAUAAAGACAAUGAGGUGGAUUUUAAUGAGUUUGUCAUUCUGGUAGCAGCAUUGACAGUAGCAUGCAAUGAAUUCUUCGAGGAACAGCUGAGACAGAAGGAGGCAGGAGGGUGUCACUAAAAGUAAUAUAAAAUAUAACCUUUUAGCUAAAGAGUGUACUAGGUUAUAUUAGAGAAUUAUUCAACCUGUACAAAUCUUAAUGCUUGAAUAUAUGUUAAAAUGAGCUGCUGCUUUAUUAAACAAAAACAUAUAAAAGUUU